AUGGGCCCACUGAUCGAGACGUUGGAUCUACUCUCCACUGAUAGCCCAACUGGCGUUACCGGUUUGAACCAAUGUUCCAUACGAAAUGUCAUUAUUACCCUUCUCAAAUUUACCGCCCACUCAUGGACGGUUGGUAACACGGUUCCACGUACCAUCGUUCACUUUGUAUUUUCCCCGUAUAAAACCCGGAAACCGUCGACUCUCACCUCUGGAAGGCGUCUUCAUAAACGCCGCUCUAAUAUUAAGUUUCUAAUUCUCACCAAGGAUGUGAAUGCAGCUGUUGCCACCAUCAAGACUAAGCACACAAUCCAAUUUGUUGAUUGGUGCCCUACCGAAUUCAAGUGUGGCAUCAAUGUUGUUCCUGGAGGUGACCUUGCCAGGGUGCAAAGGGCUGUUUGCAUGAUCUCCAAUUCCACAAGUGUUGCAGAAGUCUUCUCCCGUAUUGAUCAUAAGUUUGAUCUCAUGUAUGCGAAGCGUGCCUUUGUGCACUGGUAUGUGGAUGAGGGCACGGAAGAAGGAGAGUUCCCUGAGGCCCGCGAGGAUCUUGCUGCACUGGAGAAGGACUAUGAGGAGGUUGGUGCAGAAUCUGCUGAAGGGGACGAUGGUGAGGAAGGAGAUGAGUAGUAUUGAUUGAGGACUUUUUGUGUGAUAUUAUGGCCAUUGCUAUGGUUGGGAUUGCUAAGCAUUUGCUACUAAAAGAGAAUUGAAAGUAUGGGAUUGAGUUUUAAGUUCAAUUUUUAUCGUUUCAAUUUGCUGCUUGC
Molecule: messenger RNA, 761 nt
Organism: Manihot esculenta (cassava)
Lineage: Eukaryota; Viridiplantae; Streptophyta; Magnoliopsida; Malpighiales; Euphorbiaceae
Product: tubulin alpha chain-like
Biological process (GO): microtubule cytoskeleton organization; mitotic cell cycle
Cellular component (GO): cytoplasm; microtubule
Molecular function (GO): structural constituent of cytoskeleton; GTP binding
Source: RefSeq, a predicted model, not a curated record